Molecule: messenger RNA, 878 nt
Organism: Closterium sp. NIES-67
Lineage: Eukaryota; Viridiplantae; Streptophyta; Zygnematophyceae; Desmidiales; Closteriaceae
Source: the annotation of a GenBank genome assembly
AAAUCGCGUGCUCUUACCCGUUAUUACGUAUUUAUCUUCUGCCGCAAUUCAGCCUUGUGCUACCGCACAGGAACAAGUAGGUUUUCCCCAAGACGUUGCCAUCAUGAGGACUCUCCCGCUCCUUUCUGGCUUGAUUCUGCUGUCCGCGCUGCUGCUCGCAGCUAGCGCCGAGGCCGACGUAGCUCCCGAUGGUGGAGCACAAGCUCUUGUAAGCAGGCGUUUCCUGACGGACGAUCACCACCACGAUCACGACGACGAUCACAAGGACGAUCAUAAGGACGAGCCGUCGUGCAUCGAGAAGUACAAGACGCAGUACGCGAAGUGCGACAAGAGCGAGAAGAAAUGUGACGAUCACGCAGAGGACGACGACGAAAGGGAGGAGUGCGAGAAGAAGUCCAAGACGUGCGAGAUGAAGGCAUACAGGAGUUUCAAGGCGUGCAAGUACGGCGACUGGGGGUGCAAGGACUGGUGCAAGUACUACAAGAAGCAGUGCUACGCCAAGAACAGGAGCAGUUGCGAUGAGAAGUACGAAGACUGCAAGGAUGACUGCAACUAACUCGCUACUCAUCGAUUUCUGAUCACGUGUCUCCGAGCAUAGAGGAAGGUUUAUGUGGCCCACAAGCCAGAAUUUGUCGCUAGGUGCUGACUCUUUUAGGAUCUAUCGGAUUCAGGGGUAGGGAUAGGUUGUGGUGUGAACCAGAAGGGUUGGGUAGAGCUUGAAGGGUUUGUAGGAAGGAAUCAGCGAGAUUGGCAGGGGGAGUGAUCCUUGAAUGGGAGGGAGUCGGCUGAGGGGCAUAGGAGUCUAUGGGAGUUAUGCUGGGAUAGGAUGUCGCACGUGAUAUGCAAGCUUCAGUGGUGAAUAAAUGUGGGCUUUUUGG